This is a messenger RNA of Panicum hallii, 1795 nucleotides long. Its product is annotated as tRNA-specific adenosine deaminase TAD3-like. Bases 530 to 1615 code for a protein of 361 amino acids. NCBI's taxonomy places the organism in Eukaryota, Viridiplantae, Streptophyta, Magnoliopsida, Poales, Poaceae. The record is from RefSeq and is a predicted model, not a curated record. Gene Ontology annotation, molecular function: tRNA-specific adenosine-34 deaminase activity. Gene Ontology annotation, cellular component: cytoplasm; nucleus. The transcript is spliced from 8 exons.
UCACCUGUGAAACCGUAUCGGAGAGCCGGAGGCGCACCGCAUUCGCCGCCCUAGGGCAGCCGCCGCGCCGGCCUUUGCACCUCCCACUCCCAGCACCGCUCCUACGCCCGACGCCCCUGCCUCCCUGGUCCCUCGGCGGCUUGCUCCCUCACCGCUCCGCAUUUGCUCCCCCUCGGGCCUCGGCCUUGCGCCGUCCUCCGUGGAAUUGCGAGCCAGCAGGCAGCGGAGGCAACGUUAGCAUCUUGUCAGUUUUAUUUAAGAAUUGGUCAUCAUGGAGUGGGAACUCACUGAGGUCCCUGGCAACCCGACUACCUUCCAGGCUACAUGUAUUCCCUUUAAUUGCUCUAGAUGCCUUGUUUUUAAUAUUUUCUUGCUAUUUCUAUUUCGUCUUUCUUGUUUCUUCCUUGCCAGUUGAUGUGGUGGCUGCCAAGAUUGAACCCAAGCUUGCCAACACUGUUAUUAGGCAGUUGAGCCAAUCAUGCCCUUUGGAGAAUCUGAGGCAUGUAAAGCGGGUCCGUCGACGUACUGAAUGCGCAAACAGCUCCCGGUAGAUGUACAAAAGAUAGUGGAUACAUAUCAGUUGAAUCCUUUCACUGCAAAAGUUUCCAUGUGUUCUGCUACAUCAAAAGAGGAAUGGGAAGAACAGUGCAAACUUUGGCCAACUUCUUACCAUCCUGCACAUGACCUUGGUAUUGUCCGUGGGUUCCGGGAGGAGGAACUACCAUCAAUAUUUAAUUGCAUGAAGAUUGCUAUUCAACUAUCAAAGAUGGGCAAUGCUGUCAUCAUCGUUGAUCCAUCAAGUACACAAAUAAUUGCAAAGGCGACAGACCAGACACACCAGCAUGCAGAUGAUGCCUGCUCUUUGAAUGAAUCAACUGAUAAUGAUAGCAAUUUGUUACUGCCAUUAUCCUUUCUUUCUAAAUGCAGCCGUUUGAACAUGGAAGUCUCAUGUAUAAAUCCUUGGGGAUGGACUAAACAAUGGACCACGGGGCAGAAGCCAUUGCCCAGUGAAGGCUGUUUUGCAUGGCAUCCGCUGAGACAUGCUGCCAUGGUUGCUAUUGCAAAUGCUGCUGAGAGGGAUAGAAUGAUGUUUCCUUCAACUUCAAUAACCAAGCCAGAUUCAAAUUGCAAUCGGGAGAACUAUUCUGAUAAGGAACCAGCAAAAAGGCUAAAGACCGACACAAAAAUGAGCAUUGAUGCUUGUUUUUGUAAAUUUCUCAUCACAGUUACUUAUUUAGUGUUGCAUAAAACUGGAAAUGAUACAUACUGUUUCCUCUACUUUUUUUUUGACAAGAUCAAAUUUGGAUAUCAGGAUAAAGAGCAAUCUAUAAAUAAAUCAUGCUCCAGUGACUUGUCUGAAACCACUAGACCAUAUCUCUCCACAGGAUUUGAUAUCUACCUUGUUUGGGAACCAUGCGCAAUGUGCGCAAUGGCACUUGUACAUCAUAGAUUCAAACGUGUCUUCUAUGCUUUCCCGAAUCCAGUUACUGGAGCACUCGGUGGAGUCUACAUGUUGCAUGGGAAGAAAAGUCUAAAUCAUCACUACAACGUAUUUAGGAUUUCGGUACCUGAGGCAUACUUGAAUGGUUUGAGUAAUUGUUCGAGAGAAUGCUGAUCCAACCUCCUGUUCCAUUUUAUACUUAGAAAAAAGGAUCAAUGAGCUUUGUUUUGCAGCAUGGAUGUCAUGUUUGGCACGAGGGCUUCAGAUUAGCCUUACUUCCAUUACAACUUGUCCUGUUCAAUGUUGUAUCAUUAAAAUUUUACCUCUGUUGUAUCACUAGAUUUUCUCUCCCCA